Drosophila subpulchrella is the source of this 2814-nucleotide messenger RNA. RefSeq names its product GPI ethanolamine phosphate transferase 2 (gene PIG-G). The coding region runs from base 1 to 2784 and encodes 927 amino acids. Lineage: Eukaryota; Metazoa; Arthropoda; Insecta; Diptera; Drosophilidae. Gene Ontology annotation, cellular component: endoplasmic reticulum membrane. The record is from RefSeq and is a predicted model, not a curated record. The transcript is spliced from 7 exons. Gene Ontology annotation, molecular function: metal ion binding. Gene Ontology annotation, biological process: GPI anchor biosynthetic process.
AUGGAGCAGCACAAAAGUCGGCUGGUUUACACCAUCGGCAUGCUCACGCUGUUCCUCUGCGGCGCCGUGUUCUUUCUGAUCGGCUUCUUUCCGGCCUCCUACUCGGUGGCCGAGGACCAGAGCACCGUGCCAGAAGGCAGGCCGACCACAUUGCACGGCGUAAAACUGACGCCACCGCCACCGGCCCACGACUCCUUCAUACUGUUCCUAAUCGAUGCGCUGCGCGACGAUUUUCCCAAUGCCACGUCCAUGCCGGUGGCUCAUUCGAGAGCCUGCGAAAAGCUCAUCCUCCAUGUGGACAUACCGACGGUGACGAUGCCACGCCUGAAGAGCAUCACCACAGGCACACUUUCGAACUUCAUCGACAUUGCCUUAAAUGUUGGCCACACGGAGCAGCUGCAGGACUCCUUACUGCACCGCCUGAACAAGCGGAAUAAGGUUGUCUCCUUUGCCGGUGACCACACCUGGGUGAGGCUCUUCCCUAGCGAGUUCACUCGACAUGCCGAGAACCAUGAUUCCUUUUACGUAAAUGACUUCUAUGAGGGCGAUAGAAAUGUGACCAAAACUCUAGAGACCGAGCUGGAGCGGAGUGACUGGUCCCUGCUGAUUCUACACUACCUGGGGCUGGAUCACAUCGGCCAUGUCGAGGGCAAUGCCAGUCCCAGGGUUCCCCUCAAGCUUAAGGAAAUGGAUGAGGCGGUGCAGAAGAUUUUAGAUCACAAGAAUUUUCCCAACUAUUUGCUUAUGCUGACUGGGGAUCAUGGCAUGGCUGAUGGCGGAGGACAUGGCGGAAAUACACCGGUUGAAACUACUGUGCCCCUAUAUCUGUAUUCCAACAACUGCAGCAAGACCAUAUCCAGCAAAAAACGGUACAACCAAAUUGACUUGGCCCCGACUCUUUCAGUGCUUUUGUCUGUUGAGAUACCUACUCUUUCCAUUGGCUGCCUGAUACCAGAGAUGCUGCAAUCAUUGUCCUUGGAACACCAGAUGUACGCUUACUUCUACAAUGCCCACCAUUUGCUUAACAAGGCGCGAGUGAAGUUUGGCCACGACAGAGUCCAUCGAAGCGAUUACUACACCUGGUACCAGAAUGCCACCCUGUUGCAUAAAAAGCUGCUACAUCCUUUGAGAGAGGGUGGGGGAGGUGGAGCCAGUCAGGUUUACUACCAGAACGCCAAGCUAAAUUAUAUGCGGGUGGCUCGCGAAAUUUCCAGUCUGCUCUCCGAGUCUCUGGUAAAGUUUGAUUACGGAUUUAUAGCCCUAGGACUAGCUUUGACCACAGCGUCAUCCCUCCAUAUCGUGAUCAGCGUCUUGUACUUGGAUCUCACAGAACAGCUUCAGCUGGACAGCUUAAAAUCGGGACAACUGCUGGUCUCUGUGAUUGCCGCUGUACUCCUAAAUGUGACUAGUCAUGCACUGGAUAUCAUCCUGACCAGUUCAACGUUCCAUAGCAUUCUGCUAGUGGUACCCAUAUCCAUCGCUGUUUAUCUUACAAUCGAUGUGGCGCAGGCGCUGCUGAAGAUUGCAUUGCCUCCCAUAUACACACGUCGCCUAAGGAUCUCAAUUCCAUUGCCACUACCUCUGCUAGCUUGUUUCGCUAUUCGCACCUUAACUCUUGGUUCCUCUUCCUUUAUUGAGUACGAAUAUAAGACCUGGUACUACCUGGGUAAUUCGCUUAUCCUGCUGACAGCAUUCCGAACGCUGCGACGGCGCAUCACCAAAACCAACGUCGAACUAGAUGGCCGCCAUCUGUACACCAUUGCAUCGACGUGUCUGUGGCAAAUGCGAAAAGUGUUUGUAAUGCUUAUGAUGCUCACCCUGAUGCGCUACAUCCACAGGCUGCAGGCGAUUCGGAGCACCAUCAUGAUAUUCUCACUGCUGUUGCUCUGGGCGCGUCUGCAUCGCCACAGCCAGUUGCCGCAGUCGGUGGCCAGUGGAGCAGCUUUGUUUAUGGUUUACUGCUUUCGCGGGCUAAACGGACAGGUGCAAUUCUUCGAGGUGCCUCCGCAUAUGGCUGCAAAGCUUAUGGUGCCCACGCUGGUGGUCUUCUGGUGCUGUUUGGCAUUGGUUCUAGUGCUGGGCUAUAGGGCGGCGCUGCCUCAAAUGCAUAGCUUCGGGGAGGUGCCGCCCACGAGUGUGUUGUUGCAGCUGCUCCAGACUAACCUCAGCAGCUCCCUGCUGCUAGCAGCUCUUCUGCAAAAGGUGCAGAACAUCCUACUGUUGCCUGUACUCCUCGUAGCCCUGCAGCAAACCUAUAAGCUGUGCGAUGUUUUCGGUACCAGUGCCCGAAAGUUCUCCGUGCGGUUGGUGCAUGUGUACAAGAUAAUCAUGACCAUUUUCCUGGCCAGGAUGUUUUUCUUCUACCAGGGCAACUCGAACAGCUUGUCCACCAUUGACCUGACGCCGGGAUAUAUUGGCCAGACUAGCUACAACCCUUCGAUUGUGGCCCUCUUCGUCACCCUCAACACUUACAGUGCUGAGAUUCAUGCAUUCCUUUACUUAGUUGUCCAUACGUUGCGCUCGGAUCUGCGCAGUGUGGGCAUUAUGCAGCUGCAGCCGCCUUAUUCCAUAGCCGCAGAUUCGCUGAUAGCUCCGCUGUAUGCCGCACUGAUCAUGCUGCCGGCGGCCUUCUACCUCUGCCUGAUGCUCGGCUUCCGCUACCACCUCUUCAUCUAUUCCGUAUUCUCCCCCAAAGUACUUUACGACUGUUACACUGUGCUGGUGUUCUAUUUGGUAUUUUUAGUAACGAGUUUGUACUUUAAAUUGUUUAAACAUGACGCUUAAAUAAGAAAUAAUUUAAAAACGCUUAAUCUA